This is a messenger RNA of Lodderomyces parapsilosis, 1296 nucleotides long. RefSeq names its product putative glucosidase (gene SUN41). Gene Ontology annotation, cellular component: cell surface; fungal-type cell wall. Gene Ontology annotation, biological process: fungal-type cell wall organization. The transcript has a single exon. The coding region runs from base 1 to 1296 and encodes 431 amino acids. NCBI's taxonomy places the organism in Eukaryota, Fungi, Ascomycota, Pichiomycetes, Serinales, Debaryomycetaceae. The record is from RefSeq and is a predicted model, not a curated record.
AUGAAGUUUUCCGACACUUUUGUUUUAGCUUUUGCCGCUUGCGCAAUUGCUGCACCAGCACCAGCACCAGGUGCCAACGCUAACGCAGCCUACAAGAACCACGCUGUUGUUCCAAAAGCUGCAAAGAGAGAUGCAGCUCAAGAAGACUGUCAAGAACCAGUUUUCCAUGGUCAUCACAAACACAAGAGAGCUGUCGUUUACGAAUACGCUUAUGUUACUGUUACUGUUGAUGCCAAAGGUAACCCAGUUACUACUACCGCCACUACUUUAACUGAAUCAACUGGUGAUGCUCAAGAAACUGGCAAUACUUCACUGGAAAUUUCAUCAACCACCACCAUUGUUCAAGAUCAUUCAUUAACCUCAAAUGAACCAUCGACAUUGUCUUUACCUAGUGGAACAAUCACCCCAUCCACUUCAUCUUCUGAAGCUUCCUCAACUGGUGGUUCUUCUUCUCCCCCAUCUUCAUCCAAUGGUAUUAAUGGAGAUUUAUCAGCUUUUGAAAACCCAUCGGAAGAGUUCCCUGAUGGUGUAUACUCAUGCGAUUACUUCCCAUCCGGACAAGGUGUUAUUGCCUUAGACCACUUGGGAUUCGGUGGUUGGUCAGGUAUUUACAACAGUGACACAUCCACUGGUGGAUCAUGCAAAGAGGGUUCUUAUUGUUCAUAUGCAUGUCAAAGUGGUAUGUCCAAGACUCAAUGGCCAGAUAAUCAACCAUCCAAUGGUGUUUCUGUUGGUGGAUUAUUGUGCAAAAAUGGUAAAUUAUACAAGACCAAUUCAAGAUCCAACUACUUGUGUGAAUGGGGUGCCGAUAAAGCCAAUGUUGUUUCCAAAAUUGACAAAUCAGUUGCCAUUUGUAGAACUGAUUACCCUGGUACUGAAAAUAUGGUUAUCCCCACUGUUGUUGAUGCUGGUUCUACUUCAGUCAUCACUGUUGUUGAUCAAGAUACUUACUACAGAUGGAGAGGUGGAGCUACUUCUGCUCAAUUUUACGUAAACAAUGCUGGUGUUUCCUAUCAAGAUGGAUGUCUUUGGGGAUCUGCUGGUUCGGGUGUUGGUAAUUGGGCUCCAUUGAACUUUGGUACUGGCUACGCUGGUGGAGUUGCUUAUUUAUCCUUGAUUCCAAACCCAAACAAUUACGACUCAUUGAACUUCAAUGUCAAGAUUGUUGCCGCUGAUGAUUCCUCAAAUGUCAGUGGCCAAUGUGUUUAUGAGAAUGGGAAAUAUAAUGGAAAUGGUAAAGAUGGAUGUACCGUUGGUGUAACCAAGGGUAAAGGAAACUAUGUCUUAUACAACUAG